This is a messenger RNA of Ruditapes philippinarum (Manila clam), 3413 nucleotides long. RefSeq names its product arf-GAP domain and FG repeat-containing protein 1-like. Bases 47 to 2032 code for a protein of 661 amino acids. Gene Ontology annotation, molecular function: GTPase activator activity. The record is from RefSeq and is a predicted model, not a curated record. Lineage: Eukaryota; Metazoa; Mollusca; Bivalvia; Venerida; Veneridae. The transcript is spliced from 11 exons.
CCUACAAAACGUAACAUCCGGAAAAUUCGGAAGUCGGCGGUUCAAAAUGGCGUCGAAUAAAAAGAAAUUAGAUGAAAAACAUUUAAAAAUGCUACGGGAAAUGGUAGCAUUGCCCCAUAAUAAGCAAUGUUUUGACUGUCAUCAAAGAGGGCCAACAUACGUUAAUAUGACAAUCGGUUCAUAUGUCUGCACGGCAUGCAGUGGCUUACUGCGAGGGCUUAAUCCACCACACAGGGUCAAAUCUAUAUCUAUGGCUAGUUUUACAGCAGAUGAAAUGGAAUUUAUCAAAUGUCAUGGAAAUGAGUAUUGUAGGAAGGUAUGGCUAGGUCUCUAUGACAACAGAUUAAGUGGUCAGACAGAGGGUAGAGAUGAAGCUAAAGUAAAAGACUUCAUGGCACAAAAAUAUGAAAGAAAACGUUAUUAUGUGGCGCCCUCUGACAGUAUGAAAGAUGAAGCUAAACGAAUGAACGAGUCUGCGAUAACAACAAAAACGCCGGGAACAAAACCACUAAAGUCAUUACUAGGAGAGAAUGCUCCAAAACUACAUGUAGGAAAUACUCAGAAUGGUAACAUUAGCCACUAUUGCAAAAUACACAAAAUCAUCUGGCAGAAAGCACCAGUGUCGGCGACCCCGCCACCUAUAGGUUCAACUCCACAGAGCCCCGGUAACCUGAGUAUUCAAUCAUCAAAGUCUACAGGCUCUACGGCCAUGGACCUCCUUGGAGAUUUAGGCGGAGAUCCGUUUGCUAGUUCAGCUCCACAAACUCAUCCACCAGGGGGAGGUGGUUUUGCAGAUUUUGGUAACUUUGGUAACACGGCAUCAAGUACACAACAGACUCCAUCAUUCCCACAGUCAGCACCCCUGCAGCCCUCGGGGUCCAGUUCUCAGGCAUCGCAACAGUCUGUUAACGGUUUCACGUCCACGCCAGCAUCUUCUGUUCCAGCAGGGGGCGCUGGUGGGGACAAAUAUUCGAACCUCUCAGAUCUGUUCAGUGUCCCAACAACGUCGGAAGAAAGUCCAUCAACAGGUUGGAGUUCAAUGAGUACAAGUAACGCCGGUGUAAGCUGGGGGGGAACAACUAAUUCUACCGGUGGUAUUAACUGGGGAGGAGAAAGUAAUACUGCUAGCUCCGGGGGAGGACUUUGGAACAGCUCUUCCACUCAGUCGAUUCCCAGCUCCUCUAGUUUAAAUUGGGGAGGAAGUACCGGUAGUACAGUACCAUCCAGCAUGUCAUGGGGUGGAGCACCAGCCACUGCACAAUCAAAUGGUCUAGGCGUGCCCGGCAAUCCAUUCUUGACAGCCACCGUUGCAAAUCCUUUUGGAGGGGGCAGUAAUACAUCAUUAACAUCACAGUCUUCAAUGGGGGUCCAACAGGCUCCUAAUGCUAACCCAUUCGGCGGACAGGCAGUUGCUAGCACAGGUGGAUUCGGGGCUUUUGGGGCACAAAAUACUGCAGUUUCUCAGAGUGCAGGUUUUGGACAAUUUGGUACUCCGGCCAGCACAGCUGGUGCAGGUUUUGGACAAUUUGGUACUCCGGCCAGUACAGCUGGUGCAGGUUUUGGACAGUUCGGUACACCAGCUAGCUCGGCCGGUGCUGGUUUCGGACAAUUUGGUACGCCUGCUAGCACGGCUGGAGCAGGAUUCGGACAAUUUGGUGGGAUACAACAAAAUGGUGGUUUUGGUGCUAACACUACUGCGGGUGGUUUUGGGGGUGCUCAGACAAAUACCCAGCAAGGAUUUCCACCCGGACAGGCAGGGUUUGGAGGACAGCCACAGCAGCAAGGAUUUGGUGCAAUGCCAGGGGCCGGGUUCGGAGGUCAACCUCAGCAACAGGCAGGGUUUGGUGGGCAGCCACAGCAUCAAGCAGGGUUUGGAGGUCAGCCUGCACAGAUGCAAGGAUUCGGUGGAGCACCAGUUGGUGGGGGCUGGGGACAAAUGCCUGCCUCUUCAGCUACAGUUAACCCAUUUAUGUCUACAGCACAACAAUACUCUGGGGCACCAAAAACAGGAGCAACAAACCCAUUCUUGUGAUACUCAGUGCACUAGCCAACCUAUAGUGAUCUUCUCUAUAUAUUUAUAUAGUUAGGAUUAUAUUACAUUAUAUUACAUGAUCAAUAAUAAAUUACACAGGCAUUGUAUCAUCAUCAUGAAUAAUAAAGACGGGCCUCUAUCGGGUUGACAGGCUUUCUUCAUCAUUGUACAUUGGUACUGGUUCAUUUUUUUAUAAAGAAACAUCAAUAAAGAGAUAGUGAAAUCAUUGGCAAGGGGAUAGUGUAGGAUGCAUCUUGUGGACGUGCUGAUUGCAAGAUUGUUACGUAAUUAGAUACCCAGCCAUGAAUUAAUGCUGAAUUAAGGUACAUCCAUGAGCCAUGAAUAUAUGAUGAAAUAAGGUAAAUCCUUUAGCCAUGAAUAUGUGACGAAAUAAGAUACAUCCUUUAGCCAUGAAUAUAUGAUGAAAUAAGGUACAUCCUUUAGCCAUGAAUAUAUGAUGAAAUAAGAUACAUCCUUCAGCCAUGAAUAUAUGACAAAAUAAGAUACAUCCUUUAGCCAUGAAUAUAUGAUGAAAUAAGGUCCAUGUGUCAGCCAUGAAUAUAUGAUGAAAAAAGGUAAAUCCAUCAGCCAUGAAUAUAUGAUGAAAAAUGUAUCAGAAAAUAAUUGGGAUACAAUGAAAACCUGUGUAAAUACUGUAAGUCCAACUUGCAGUAGUGUGUGUGGCACACUGUGUUGACUGUAUAGUACGGAACAAAAGGAUAUUCAGGAAGAGAGGAGUUGGUGAUAUUUUUAUUAGCUUACGGAAAAAAAAGCUUUAAUAAUGAACUAUAUUAUGUAUGUUGGGAUAGCUUUGUUUAAGCAUUAGAAUUAUAUUGUAUUUAUUUAAUGCUUUUUAUUUGAAGUAUAAUUUCCAUGUGCUUGGGGGUAUAUAUUAAAUGCUUUGUGAUUUAGGAUAAUUUCAACAUAUUUUAAUGAGUUAAUAAGAUGUUUGCUUCAAGUUCUUGGUUAAUCAUAUAAGAAUGUUUGUCAGGAUUGACAAGUGACCUUGAUGAACUUUUGUCAGAUGUUGUUCUGUUGUUCUGUUUAUAAUAGCAGAGAGUGUGGAUAAUUUUGGACAGUUUUAACUUAAUAAAUUUUAAAUGUUAAAGAGUACAUAAACAUUUUUUUGCUUCAUGUCAAAAGCAUAAAGUCUUAUUCAUAAAAUCUUGGUAAUAAUAUAUUUAUAUCACAUCCCAAUAGGGGUGAUAAAACAAAAUGUUCAUCUAAGACCAGUGAUGUUAAGUAAGGUAUAAGCCAAGGUUGACAUUAUCUUGUCAGGGGAAUUAUUCUGGUAUAUCACCCUCUGUGUGAUAUGAUACCUUCUUUAUUACACCAAACCACUAGAUUUUGAUAAGGUCGUAAAGCGUCUAAGCAAAGGAAU